Messenger RNA from Closterium sp. Naga37s-1, 606 nucleotides. The record is from the annotation of a GenBank genome assembly. Lineage: Eukaryota; Viridiplantae; Streptophyta; Zygnematophyceae; Desmidiales; Closteriaceae.
AUGUGUCGCUGCACCGACCCGGGGAACAUCCUGGUGGGCGACGACGGGGAGGCGAAGCUGACCUUUGAGGUGACUUUUGAGUCGACUCAAAAACAUCCUGAGUACAUGUCAGGCCCCACGACAGCCAUCCCAGAGGGCGACGUGUUCAGCCUCGGCGUCGUGUUGCUCGAGCUGCUCACCGGGACCCACCACAGCCGCCCCAGAGGUCGAUGUGUUCAGCUUUGGAGGCUUCCCCUCCCUCUGUACCCCCCCUCCCCCUUCCCCCCAGAGUACAUGUCCGGACCCACAACAGCCACCCCAGAGGGCGAUGUGUUCAGCUUCGGAGUCGUGCUGCUUGAACUGUUGACAGGGAGGCCGCCCUUAGACCCGUGGUUUGCGGAGAAUGAGCUGGGGGACGUGAUUGGGUGGGUGAACGUGUGCGUGGAGGAGGGGGCAGCGGGUGACGUGUUGGACCCGCGUGUGGCGGAUAUAGCGGAGUGUGAGGGUGAGAUGCUGGAGGUGCUUAAGAUUGCGCUCGUGUGUGUGGGCGAGGAGGCGGAGGAACGGCCGUCCAUGGCGGAUAUAGUGUCGAUGCUUGAAAGGGUGGGGGAUGAGGGCAGUGGGUAG